AUGUCAGUUCAACCCAGUCGAGUUGAGGCAAGGUUCCAGCUGGCUGCAGUCAUGGUCGAGGAAGGUAAUUACUCGGAAGCACUUCGCACACUUGAAGAAGCUUUAAUGUUGGCUCCGUGCGAUCUGAACUGCCUUGCGCUUGCAUGCCGCUGUUUGGAAGGAUUGGGACGUCACGCGGAGGCGCUUGCUGCCGCCGAGCGCUUGUGCGGCUUGGACCCCGCCUCCACGUUCCUUGCCUUGAGGGAGGUCUUCCACUGCAGGCCAGAUGAUGUGUUUGUUGUCACCUUCCCGCGCUGUGGAACUACAUGGAUGGUUCAGAUCGUGGUGAGCUGUCUUUUCGGACCGCGUGCGAACUAUGAGGAUCAUGCUCUCUUCCUCGAGGGAAGCAUUGCAUCCUCUGCUAGCUAUGUCCGAAAACUCGAGGAACUGCCACACCCACGCGUUCUCAAGAGCCAUGUUCCCGCCGACAUGUAUCCAGGAUUGGCCCAUGGCAAGGACAGCAUCCUUCAAAGUUACGGGAAGGUGAUCUACGUGGUGCGCAAUCCGAAGGACGCAUUGAUCUCGCUCAGGCAUCACCAUGCCAACAACCAGGCCAUCGGCUGGGAUGGCAGCUGGGACGAAUGGGUAGACCAGUGGAUCAGCGGCCAAAGGUCACUGGAGUACGGUGGAUCCUACUUUGACCACGUGAAUGGAUGGUGGAAGCUGUCUCAGCACCAUCCGGAUCGUAUCCGUGUUGUGUACUUUGAGGACCUGAAGGUCCCAAACCGCCGGACGUUGGACAUGACGUCUUUCUUUCAACGAGUCUGUGUGCAGGCCGACCUUUCGGCGGAGAUCGGGGCAGUGGCAUCUUUCCUCGGCUUGUCCUUAGAAAAGGAGGCGCUUGCAGAGGCAGGAAGCAGUUCCGCCCACAUGUGA
This is a messenger RNA of Symbiodinium sp. CCMP2456, 915 nucleotides long. Lineage: Eukaryota; Dinophyceae; Suessiales; Symbiodiniaceae. The record is from the annotation of a GenBank genome assembly.